AUGGAGGCGGUGGCAGCCGCGGAUACGGCGCUCAACAACGCCACCUCGCUCGGCCUGGGCAUGGUGAUGGGCGGCAGCGAAUCGGGCGUCCUUCCCGGCACCCUCUCCUCCUACACCACCGCGCUCGGCCUCAACGAGGCACUCCAGCACGACCCUCGCGCGCUCUGGUCGUCGUUCGCCAUGAUCAUCGUCUCCGAAAUCGGCGACAAGACCUUCCUCAUCGCCGCCAUCCUCGCCAUGCGUCAGAGCCGCCUCGUGGUCUUUAGCGGUGCCUUUGCCAGCUUAGCCGUCAUGUCGGUCCUCUCCGCCCUUCUCGGCGUCAUGUUCCCCUCGCUCUUGCCCAAAAGCCUCACCAACCUCAUGGCCGCUGCGCUCUUCCUCGUCUUCGGCCUCAAGAUGGUGCGCGAUGGCCUGCAGAUGAGCGGCGACGAGCUGCAGGAAGAAUGGCACGAGGCCGAACGCGAAAUCGAAGAGGAAAACACGCACGAACUCGACUCGCUCGAACAAGGCCACACCACCCCCUCCCACUCUGCUACGAAACGCGCCGGUGGGAUGGGCAACACCUUGCGCGAGGGCACCAAGAACCUGUGCGGCCUCUGCUUCAGCCCCGUCUUCGCACAGGCCUUCAUCCUCACCUUCCUCGGCGAAUGGGGCGACCGCUCCCAGAUCGCAACCAUCGCUCUCGCCGCAGCGCACAACGUCACCCUCGUAUGCAUAGGUACGAUCGCAGGCCACGCGUGCUGCACGUCGAUGGCGGUCGUGGGCGGCAGCUGGCUAGCCACCAAGAUCAGCGUCAAGCACGUCACCCUCGGCGGCGCAACGCUGUUCCUCGUCUUUGCGGUGGUGUAUGCCUUCGAGGCGUAUAGCGAGCCGGGUGGGGUGUUGGCAGCGGAGAACGUCGUGCAGAUGGCCAAACAGGCCGCAGGCGCAUAA
Messenger RNA from Moesziomyces aphidis, 933 nucleotides. The record is from the annotation of a GenBank genome assembly. Lineage: Eukaryota; Fungi; Basidiomycota; Ustilaginomycetes; Ustilaginales; Ustilaginaceae.